AAGAAGCAGACGCGUUGCAAGUAUUGCCUGCCCUGCCUGGAAGUUUUCACGGGCAUAUAUUCAGCUGCCAGCCUACGCCUUUUAAGCCAAAACAUUUUGCUUUUUCGACACCUAUUAGCCUUGAGUUGAGGCAGCCGCACAUAUCUAUAUCGUUGGGAGCAGUGCCUUGACGCGAUCGCUGCCAUGUCCGAAAGAUCCAAAGGUGACGUGUCGUCUCGCGUAAACAACAAUGCAAAUGCGACGCGUGUCGUUAAAAAUUCAUUACUUAGCGCCUCGGUAACCGGACUCAGCUACGAAGACUUUCCCAAUAAGCCGCAACUGUUGCCCGCAGCACCGCCCGUGGUGCAUGCCCCGGCGCCAGCACCCACACCAGUUCUCAUCGCUGGCAUUCUGAAUCGCGAGCCAAAAACAUUGGUAACUGUGGGACAGCCAUCGAGCAUCGAUGACAGCGAAGUGCUCGACGAGAUCAACUUGAAUACGAGCAGCGAGGAUUCGAGUGGAGUCAGUGGUGGAUCAUCGACGGCAUAUCUGCGUGGCACUGGCGAUGGUAAUGCCAAUCCCUUGCUGGAACCACCACCGGGCAUAGCAAACGAUUCGUUGUUGAGUCAGGCGGCCUCAUCCUUCACAGCAUUGCCUGCGGUGGCCUCCAAUGUGUUUUCCACCUUCUCCAAGAGAAUCUACGCGGGCACAAAGGAAUCGGAAGAGCCGAAAUUGGACAUCCAACCCAGGUACAUACAGCAGGCGGCACACUACGCUCCACCGCCAGUAGCUGCAGCACCACCACCACCAUUUUACGCGGCCCCACCCACGGCAGUGGACGAGGCUGUUGCUGCCCCAGAGCCGCCCAAGUUCUAUGCACCCACUGAGGUGCCAGCAGCGAGUGUAGGCAUCGGCGGUGCACCACCCACCACAUCGGGAAAUCCCAAUACCUAUAGACUAACCGCCAGAAAGAAGAUAUACGCACCCAUUCCUGGCUUCACCGAGCAGUCGGCACAGGGUCCGCACGCUACGCCGACUCCACAGACAGGUCUGCCCUUUCAGACGCCACCGUAUCCAACCCAACAGGCAGCUCCGUUCGAGAUAUCAUCGGCAGCUCCUUUUGAUAUAUCUGCUCCCCCAGCAGCAGCAGCAGCCGUUCCUCCCACAGAGGAGCGCAAAUCCGGAGGUGGACUCUUUUCACUGACCAAUCUUGUGCCCACUGGCGUGCUGCAAAACAUCUCUGGCCUUGUACAGUCAGCCACAGGCAGGAGCAGCGAGCAGUCCUCCAGUAAUCCGCCACCAACUGGCGGUGGUUACUUUGACAUCAACACAGUCGCUGCAGCAAAUCCGAGCAGCUAUUUCGGGGGCCCAACGGCGGCGCUACCACCAGCGGGAGGCUACUUUGUGCCUGCCACAGUCCCUGACGCAGCGACAGUGGGCGGAUUCUUUCCACAGCCAGUCAAUCCGAUACCAACAGCUGCUGUAGGAGGAUUCUUUGCUGCAGCUCCUGCUCCACCAGCAAUUGAUAUCAAUCCCAUCUCGGGAGCACCACCAGUCGGAGGAUUCUUUACACCAGGAGCAGCAACAGUUGCGCCCGCAGCUGGAGGAUUCUUUACGCCCGUUCCGGCGCCCAUUGAGAUCAAUCCCAUUGCUGAAGUACCGCAACAGGCAGCAGCAUCUAUUCCCCCAACAUCCACACUUGGAGGAGGAUUUACUGCACCCCCAGGAGCAGUGCCAUCUGUGACUACAUCGACAGCAGCAGCUCCUCCACCAAUUGGCGGAUUGUUUGCCCCUAAUCCGUCACCAAACGAUAUCAAUCGACCAGCAGCAGUGGGUAUUCCUCCCAGCUCCACAGUUGGAGGAUUCUUUACACCUUCAGCAGUUCCAACUGUGGCCCCAGCAGUUCCCUUUGCUGCCCCAGUAACAGCAGCUCCUCCUCCACAAGUGGGAGGAUUCUUUACGCCCGCAGGAGCAGGACCACCAUCCUAUCCAACUCCAUUGGCUGGACCACCUUUGGGAGCAGCAACGACUUUGUCAGGACCACAGCCAACAGCAACUGUCGCUGGACCACCACCUGCCGCUGGACAGGCAUCGUAUCGCCUCCAGAAGGGCACACGUCUCUACAAGAGUCCUUUGACGGCACAGGAAACUGCCACAUCGUCUGCCUACGGCGCGCCCUUUGCAACGCCAGCAGCUGCUCCAGCUGGUGCCAUAUUCAAUCCAUUUGGAACAGGCACUCCGGGCGUGCUCAGUCCAGGAGCUGGUCAGCAGGAGAGCGAAGGUAACACUGGAGUUGCACUAUUUGCACCUUCUCCAGCACCAGUGGCAGAACAGACCAUAGAUCAGGGACCGGCUCCUCCAGCUGCCUUUGCAUCGACAAUUCAAGGAACCUCCUUCUUUGCACCACAGCCGGGACCCACGGCAACGCCAUUCUUUAUUCCACAAACGGUUGUAGAGCCCAAACGGGAAGUAACUCCUGUACCUAUCCAGGAUACAGCUUCCAGCCAAGGAGUAUCCUUCUUUGGGGCACCUCCGACAUCGGACAUUGCUCUGUUUACGCCGCAACCCGUCCAGGAAACAGCAGCAGCACCUGAGGAAUUGAAACCAAUUGAAACACAAGGAAUAACCUUCUUUGCACCACAGCCAGACCUUGCACCCACAGCAGCCCAAGAGAUUCCACUGUUUGUUCCGGCUGCAGUUGAGACUCCUCCCGAAGGAGUUGCCUUGUAUCCACCGACAUCUACACCAGUCGCAGAGGAGAGUCCAGCCGCUGAAACGCCAUUAUUUGUGCCCGUGCCAACAGUAGCCACAGAUCAGAGUCAGGGCGUACCGCUCUAUCCACCAGAGGCCAGAGCCACAUCUAACCUUCCAUCUGGCGUUCCUUUUGCUGCAUCCGAACAUCAACCGAGUGCACCAUUAUUCGAAGCCAUUCCACCCUCAGCCACUGAGGCAGGCGAUUUCUUUGGAUCUGCCGAAGCAGUGGCAGUCGCAGUCGCUGCUCCACCCAGUAGUCUGCCAAAUACCGAAACGGUUUACAGCCCAUUUGCACAGACGGUGACCACACCCUCCCAAGUGCUGCAAACACCAACGGCACAAGAUUUACUGCCACCGCCCAUAGGAUUUGUUGCGCCACAACCAGAGGCAGAGACAGAGCCAGAGCCAGAGGUUGCUACCGCCGCUCCGCCAGCAGAGUUUGGAGGUGUUAACGAGGCCCUAGCCCACCCACCACUUGCACCAUCGCCACUUCAGAGUUUCUUCUCGCAGCCAGCUACAGCCGCGCCAGAAGAUUUCAACUUUUUUGCCACGCCUGGCAGCCAGAUCUUUCCGGAACUGCCACCACAGCGGGGCAUUGCACCGCCUCCUUUGGCACAGGAGCCUCCACCGUCGGCAACAGCAGCAGCAGCAGCAGCAGCAGCAGAGGGUAAUAUUGGAACAGCUCUUGGUUUCGAUCAGUUGCUAAGCCAAACCCAGCAAGCGCCAAGCCAAACCAAUUCCAUUGGAAACUCAAACGAGAAUUCCUAUCAACAAAAUUCAAGUGUGAAUUCAUUCUCUGGCUAUUUUGGUGGCACAGCCACAGCAGCAGCAGCAGCAGCAGUGCCACUUGUUGCUGCAGCAACCAACUGUGACCCCUCCCAUUUCUUUGAUCAAGUGCCACAGACACAGGCGCAGACAUCCGCCAACGAGGAUCAGCGCAUACAGAACUUCUUCAACAAUCCUCCACUGCAGGACCAGCCAGCGGCACCGGGCGAACUCAAAUACGACAUAGUGCACAGCGGAUUGCCCGUCAAACAGCUUCAGGCACGCUCCCAGACACCCAUCUCCAAUUUGGUAGAGCCCCCAUCAUCGUCUGCCUGCUCAGAGUUUUCGACACUGACAGCAGCCGCAGCAGCAGUAGCUCCAGCAGCCACCACCACCACAGGCGUCGACUGUCAAACGGGUGAGGAUCUACUACAGUUGCAUCAAGCCGAAUUGCCGGAGGAGAUCUUAAAGGAGCUCAGAAUGGCCGCUGCUAAUGCCACGACAAGCGAAAAGGCAACCACGCCACCAGUUUCAGUAAUUUAUACGCCUGCUGUGGCCCAUUGGUUCUACAAGCGUAGAGUGGACACGAAGUUUAUUUGGACACCAUUCAGUCACUAUGAUUCGGCGCUGCUUGAGACCAGCAUCCAUAAUGAAGAUUCCACAUUGAUUGUGCCCGUUGAGGGUGGACGCUACGAUGUCAACAUCAAGGAGCGCACCAAAACCCCCAUCUAUUGGGAGGGCAAGGGCAUUGAGGUGCGUCGCUGUUCCUGGUUCUACAAGGGUGUGGACUCCAAAUAUGUGCCCUAUUCUGAGGACACUGCCGCACUGCUGGAAUCGAAGUACAAACGUUCGGCAGAUACCGGCGAAUGGCAUCAGAAGAUCAUGCUGGCCAAUGGAGAGCAGGUCGUCUUCCAUGGGCCAACGGUCAUUGUGCAUUUCCUGCCACAACCGAAUUCGGACUCGUGGGGCGCCAGUGCACAGAGCUCGAUGCGGCCGCGGGUGGUCAAGAGGGAUCUGGAUGACUUUACCAUCGAGCAGGGCGAGUCGCAGCGCGUGGAUCAUCUGCUGUUUAUGGUCCAUGGCAUUGGUUCGGCCUGUGAUCUGAAAAUGCGCUCAGUGGAGGAAGUGGUGGAUGAAUUCAGGAACAUUGCCCAGCAACUGGUUCAGUCGCACUACAAAAACUCCACAGACAUGGGCCUGGUGGGUCGCGUCGAAGUGUUGCCCAUCUCCUGGCAUGGCCACCUACACUCCGAGGAGGAGGGCAUCGAUGAGAAGCUGAAGUCCAUUACCCUAGAGUCGAUACCACGGCUACGUAACUUCACCAACGACACGCUGCUGGAUGUGCUCUUCUACACCAGUCCCAAGUACUGUCAGAAGAUUAUGAAUACGGUGGCCGAUGCUCUCAACGAGGUAUAUCUGAAGUACAGAUUCAGGCAUCCCGAAUUCAAUGGCGGCGUCUCGUUGGCUGGUCAUAGUCUCGGCUCUCUGAUCCUAUUCGAUCUGCUGUGCCACCAGGAGCCGCUCAAAGAGAGCGAAGAGGAAAAUAAGGAGAACCCUGACCAGCUGCCGCAGAAGCAUGAAGACAGCUACAAGAAGGUGCAACUACCCUCCAGCGAUAUCCUGCCCAAGCAGGUCAGCUACACCAUGGGUCCGGCUGGCACUGGACAACCGGUCAUCAAUUACACACAGCUCAUCUUCCAUCCGAAGAAGUUCUUUGCCUUGGGCUCGCCAAUUGGCAUGUUUGUGACCAUUCGGGGCAUCGAUCAGCUUGGCCUGGACUUUCAUCUGCCCACAUGUCCGGGCUUCUACAACAUAUUCCAUCCCUUCGAUCCGGUGGCCUAUCGCAUUGAGGCGCUCGUCAAUGCGGACAUGAAUGGUAUACGUCCCGUUCUCAUACCCCAUCACAAGGGACGCAAGCGCAUGCACCUGGAGCUGAGGGAGACUAUGACGCGUGUGGGGGCAGAUAUCAAGCAGAGAUUCAUGGACACGUUCAAGACCACCCUGGACAGUGUCAACUUUCUGGCCACAGUGACAAAAGUUAAGAAAGAGGCCGAAGAGACGCUCGAAAGGCAGGUCUCAAGUCAGGCUUCGUCACAGUUGUUCCAGAAACAAAUCGAGGAUCCAGAUGAAAGUUCUGUGGCCAGCACAUCCACAAGGACGAGAAAUCGCACCGAUUCCAACUCGACAACGGCCUCUGAUCCAGAGUUCAUAGAACUGGACUUUCCGCUGGGCAAGCUGAACGAUUCGAAGCGCGUUGAUUAUGUGCUACAGGAGGCACCGCUGGAGUUCAUCAAUGAGUACAUCUUUGCCUUGAGCAGUCAUGUCUGCUACUGGGGCUCUGAAGACACAAUCUUGUUUGUGAUGAAGGAAAUCUAUGCCAGCCUCGGAAUCAGCACCGACAGCCAGGUGCCCCAGCAAUCCAUGACCAUCGAGAGGCCCGGUUCAUUUGAUAGCAGUACUGUCAGUCAGUCUCUGUUGCCGAUGUGAACAGGAACACAAACACAAACACACACAAUAAUAUUAUAAAUAUUUAGAAGAAAUUGAUUUGUUAGAAAAAUUAUGUAAAGAGUUUUGAAUAUGUGCAACGAUAACUUGGUUAUUUGGUAUUAUCUAAGUAAAACGUCCUUUUAUCAUCCGAUCUAACAGAUUACAGACCUACAUACUAUCUGCUGGGAAAAUGAAACAUUUUUUCGAGCUUUAUAAAUCCAACAUUUAUCAACUAUUUACCUGAUGAGCGACAGAUGUACUCUUUGUUAUUUUUGUAAUAUUGCGUUUAUAAAAUUGACCUUUGUAACAUUUUAUGCUAAUGAAAGUGUAUGUCUAACUAAUAUCUAUAAUAAAUAACACAAGAAAAUC
Molecule: messenger RNA, 6354 nt
Organism: Drosophila obscura
Lineage: Eukaryota; Metazoa; Arthropoda; Insecta; Diptera; Drosophilidae
Gene: PAPLA1
Product: mucin-17
Exons: 8
Coding region: 184-5985 (1933 amino acids)
Cellular component (GO): COPII-coated ER to Golgi transport vesicle
Molecular function (GO): metal ion binding
Source: RefSeq, a predicted model, not a curated record